UGCAUUUCAGCCCGGGGAUCGCCUCGCAUUCCACCCAUUUCCGCGCGUAGCACCGCGUCCUCCGCAGAUCGCCGCCGCACCCACCCACCGCUGCUCGCGACACCGAUCGCACUCGCAGCUCACCGCGUCGCCAUGCCGCCCGCCGCCCCUCCUCGCCCCGCCUCGCCCGCCGCCGCCACGGCCGUCGCGAGCGUGACGCCGCACCGGGUGGCCCUCGCGCUGCUGCUGCGCCUCCUCGCGGGCCCGCCGCCCCCCGCCGUGCCCGCGCUGCCCGACCAUCCCCACGCGCACGAUGCUCGCGCGCAGGCCCCGCUGCCCCGCCGCGUGCGGCAGCGACUGGCGCUCUUCCUGCUGCGCGAGGCCAAGGCAGCACACUCGUGGCACGAGCCCCCUCUGAGCGCGCUGCUGCUGCGAUUGGCGGCUGACGUGGCGGCGGGAGAGGGGGGUGCGGAGGAGGGGAAAGGCGAGGGCGAGGGGGCGAGCGGGGGGGUGGGGCGGCAGCUGGUGCGGCAGCUGCAGGCGCUGCAGUCGCCCGAUGACCUCUUCUCCCUCGCCGCCUCCCUGCGCUCGUGUGUGGGUGGCAGCAGCGGCCCCUCGUCCCAGCAGGCAGGCGUGCCGGUGGCCGCUGGCAGUGCGCUCGGCCUCUUCCUGCGCUCGCUGCUGCUCGCCCUGCACCACCUGCCCUUCCAGGGCGUGUGCCAUGUGCUGGGCGCCAUCCACGGCUACCUGCACCAGUGGGCGGGCCGCAGGGGCAUGCAGGCACACAGCCGGGAGAUGGGGAGCGAGGCAGCAGAGGGGGAUUCAGAGUGGAGGGAGGAAGGGGAGGAGGUGUGGCGGGAUGGCGGGGAGGCCAUGGAGGUGGACUGGGAGGGCGACAGCCACUGCAUGCUCGCAUCACCGGGUGCUUCCUCGCGGCCGCUGUCGUUCGACACCAUCACGCAUCGCAGCAGGGGGCCCCAGGGGAGCGCGCAGAGGCAACAAGCCAGACGGGUGGGCGGCAGGGCCGCAGCAGAGGGGGCGGCUUGGCUCAGCGGGGGGAGGGCGGACGGGAGAGAUGGGGGCGUGUGGGGGGGAGGAGGAGGAAGGAGGAGCAGUGGAGGGAUGGUGGGGGUGGAGGCAGAGGCAGGGGAAGAGGGGCGGGAGAGUGAGGAGGGGCGAGGGGGAGGAGGCGGCACGCAGAAGCGGUAUCUUCGGGAGGCGGGGCGCCUGGCGGAGUACCUGGAUGCGCGCAUGGAGGCGGCCACCAGGCUGGGCGCAGCAGCAGCAAGCCCGAGGACCAGUGAAGGGGGGCAUGCUGGCGCCAUGGGUGGUGCGCUGCCAGACGACGUGAGCGCCAUGGCGUAUGCGCACGACCUGCCGCCCAAGGUGCAUCUGUGGCAGCACCACGAGUCUCUCUCCUCGCGCCAUCUCUCCUCCUCCCUCGCCUCCCUGCACCGCUACUUCGACUACAGUGCGGGCGUGACAGCGGUGGGUAGUCGCCCGGCGUCGGAGUGGUGGGCGGGGCGAUUCCAGGCGGGGCUGCUGGUGGAGGGCGCCAUGCACGCACGAUACGGGCACACACAGCACGCCAUGGGGGCUUUGAUCGAGACAGUGCACAUGGCGCAGCAGGAGACUGAUGACGUGUGCCUGGUGCAUGCCCUGUCAGCCAUCUGUCACCUCCUAUCGCAGACUGCCUCGUCAGACGCCCGUCGACAGCUGGCGGCGCUGGGAGCGCCCAGCUCGCUGCAGCAGCCCACGCGGCUGGAGGGGGGAGUUUGGCGGGGGGGAGGGAGGGAAGGGGGGAAAAAGGCUGUUGUGGGGGGAGGGUAUGGGGUCCAUGGGCGCAUGGAUGGGGAAGGGGAGGGGGAGGGGGAGGAGGAGGGGGAGGGGGAGGGCGAGGGGGCGGUGGGGGCGGUGCAGCAGCAGGUGUGCGCGUUGCUGCAGCGCUGCCUGCUGCGCGGUGCCCAGCUGCGACUGCCGCGCCUCGUCUUCGCCAUCCACCUGCUGCUCGCCCGCUACAGUGUCGAGCACGUAUCGGGCGUGAGGCCACUGCAUGGCACCACCUCCCUCUCCCUCCCCCCCUCCGACGUCACCCCAUCGCCGCUCCUUGUCUGCCACCACCUGCGCAUGGGAGCACACCUCUUCAACCACUCCUGCACCUCCGCCAUCCUCCUUCCCUCCGCCCUCUCCCCGCUUUCCUUCCCCCCCUCCGCCCCCCUCUCCCUCGCCGCGCUGCGCCUGGCCUCCUCCUCCUCCUCGUCUGCCGUGGCGGCAGCAGCGGCCGCCCUGAGCCUCACGUCCAGCCUCGCCCUCUCCGCGCCGCUCUCCUCCGCCUCCACCGCCGCGGGGCUCUUCUCCUCCGCCCAGACCAUGCCCACCCCACAAGCCGCAGCCUCCGCAGCCCCAGCGGCAGCGGCGGCAGCAGCGGCAGGGAGGCUGGCCCCCCCGCCCGCUGCAGUGGUGCGGCUGGCAGGGGCGGCGCAUGGCGUGCGGGCUGCCGCAUGGGAGGUGUAUGGGUGGUUGGCAAGGGUGGCCAACUUGGAUGGAUUGGUUGGGAAGGGACAAAGGUCAAAGUUGAGGUUCCUAUAGGGAGGGAAUCUUUGUGCUUAUGGGGUUUCCUUGGUUGGGGACUCUCUUGGGACCUUCCCUCUCGUCCCUCUCUUUCUAUCCCAACCUUUCUCUUGCUCUUCAAAUUCCUUGUGAGAUUCUUGAACUUUGAUUGAACUCUUGAGAUUGAGUUAAG
Closterium sp. NIES-67 is the source of this 2722-nucleotide messenger RNA. NCBI's taxonomy places the organism in Eukaryota, Viridiplantae, Streptophyta, Zygnematophyceae, Desmidiales, Closteriaceae. The record is from the annotation of a GenBank genome assembly.